GCGGCGCGGGCGGCGGCAGCGGCGGCGCGGGCGGCCCGGGGCCGGGGCCGGUAGCGCAGGGGUUGAAGGAGGCGCUGGUGGAGACGCUGACCGGGAUCCUGUGCCCGGUGCAGGCGGUGCGCGCCGCCGCCGAGGAGCAGGUGAAGGUGCUGGAGGUGACGGAGGAGUUUGGUGUCCAUUUGGCAGAGCUGACUGUGGAUCCCCAGGGGGCUCUGGCCAUCCGGCAGCUGGCCUCUGUCAUCUUGAAGCAGUAUGUGGAGACUCACUGGUGUUCUCAGUCAGAGAAGUUUAGACCUCCAGAGACCACAGAAAGGGCCAAGGUUGCCAUCAGGGACCUGCUGCCCAAUGGGCUGAGGGAGGCCAUCAGCAAGGUGCGCUCCAGCGUGGCCUACGCCGUCUCAGCCAUCGCCCACUGGGACUGGCCUGAAGCCUGGCCUGAGCUUUUCAACCUCCUGAUGGAGAUGCUGGUCAGUGGGGAUGUGAAUGCAGUGCAUGGAGCCAUGAGGGUGCUCACAGAGUUCACACGGGAGGUGACAGACACCCAGAUGCCCCUGGUGGCUCCUGUGAUCCUGCCAGAGAUGUACAAAAUCUUCACCAUGGCAGAGGUCUACGGCAUCCGCACCAGGUCGCGGGCAGUGGAGAUCUUCACCACCUGUGCCCACAUGAUCUGCAACAUGGAGGAGCUGGAAAAGGGUGCAGCCAAGGUCCUGAUCUUCCCUGUGGUGCAGCAGUUCACUGAGGCCUUUGUUCAGGCCCUGCAGAUGCCUGAUGGACCCACAUCAGACAGUGGCUUUAAGAUGGAAGUGCUGAAGGCUGUGACAGCACUUGUGAAGAACUACCCCAAGCACAUGGUGUCCUCCAUGCAGCAGAUCCUGCCCAUCGUCUGGAACACCCUGACCGAGAGCGCUGCCUUCUAUGUGAGAACUGAGGUAAACUACACAGAGGAGGUGGAGGACCCUGUGGACUCUGAUGGUGAAGUGUUGGGGUUUGAAAACCUGGUGUUCAGCAUAUUUGAGUUUGUCCAUGCCUUGCUGGAAAACAACAAGUUCAAAAGCACAGUGAAGAAGGCCUUGCCAGAGCUGAUCUAUUACAUCCUUCUCUACAUGCAGAUCACAGAGGAGCAGAUAAAGGUUUGGACUGCAAAUCCACAGCAGUUUGUGGAGGAUGAAGAUGAUGAUACUUUUUCUUACACAGUGAGGAUUGCUGCCCAGGACCUGCUGCUGGCUGUGGCUGCUGAUUUCCAGAACGAGAGUGCAUCUGCCUUGGCUGCAGCAGCUACAAGACAUCUCCAGGAAGCUGAGCAGGCUAAAAACAGUGGUGCUGAGCACUGGUGGAAAAUCCAUGAAGCUUGUAUGCUAGCCCUGGGCUCAGUGAAGUCCAUCAUCACAGACAGCGUGAAGAACGGCAGGAUCCAUUUCGACAUGCACGGCUUCCUCACCAACGUUGUUCUUGCAGACCUCAACCUCUCAGUGUCUCCGUUCCUGCUGGGCCGCGCGCUCUGGGCCGCCAGCCGCUUCACCGUGGCCAUGUCCCCGGCGCUGAUCCAGCAGUUCCUGCAAGCCACCGUCAGCGGCCUGCACGAGACGCAGCCUCCCUCCGUGCGCAUCUCCGCCGUCAGGGCCAUCUGGGGCUACUGUGACCAGCUGAAGAUCUCAGAGAGCACCCACGUGCUGCAGCCCUUCCUUCCCAGCAUCCUGGACGGCCUCAUCCACCUGGCAGCUCAGUUCAGCUCCGAGGUGCUCAACCUGGUGAUGGAGACGCUCUGCAUCGUCUGCACGGUGGACGCAGCCUUCACCGCCAGCGUGGAGAGCAAAAUCUGCCCCUUCACCAUUGCCAUCUUUGUCAAGUACAGCAAUGAUCCAGUUGUUGCUUCUCUUGCCCAAGAUAUCUUUAAGGAGCUAGCUCAGAUAGAAGCCUGCCAGGGUCCAAUGCAGAUGAGGCUAAUACCAACCCUCGUCAGCAUCAUGCAGGCCCCUGCUGACAAGAUCCCAGCGGGGCUGUGUGCAACCUCUAUUGAUAUAUUGACCACAGUUGUGAGGAACACAAAACCUCCUUUGUCCCAGCUUCUCAUCUGCCAAGCCUUCCCUGCAGUGGCUCAGUGCAGCCUGAACACAGAUGACAAUGCAACCAUGCAGAACGGCGGCGAGUGCCUGCGCGCCUACGUCUCGGUGGCGCUGGAGCAGAUCGCGCAGUGGCACGACGAGCAGGGCCACAACGGCCUCUGGUACGUGAUGCAGGUGGUGAGCCAGCUGCUGGACCCAAGGACCUCAGAGUUCACUGCUGCCUUUGUGGGCAGGCUGGUCUCCACUUUAAUUUCAAAAGCAGGCAGUGAACUGGGAGAGAAUCUGGACCAGAUCCUGAGAGCCAUCCUGAGCAAGAUGCAGCAGGCGGAGACGCUCAGCGUGAUGCAGUCCUUGAUCAUGGUGUUUGCUCACUUGGUGCACUCCCAACUGGAGCCACUGCUGGAGUUCCUGUGCAGCCUCCCCGGCCCCACGGGCAAGCCGGCGCUGGAGUUCGUGAUGGCCGAGUGGAUGAGCAGGCAGCACCUCUUCUAUGGGCAGUACGAAGGCAAGGUCAGCUCUGUAGCACUGUGCAAGCUCCUGCAGUAUGGCAUCAACACAGACGACAAGAGGCUGCAGGACAUCCGGGUGAAGGGGGAGGAGAUCUUCAACAUGGAGGAGGGGAUCCGCACGCGCUCCAAGUCGGCCAAGAACCCUGAGCGCUGGACAAACAUUCCUCUGCUGGUCAAAAUCUUGAAGCUGAUCAUCAAUGAGCUCUCCAAUGCCAUGGAGGCAAAUGCAUCCAGACAGACAGCUGCAGACUGGAGCCAAGAUGAUUCAAAUGAUAUGUGGGAGGAUCAGGACGAGGAUGAGGAUGAAGAUGAAGGCUUAGCAGGACAGUUCUUAUCAGACAUUCUUUCCACAAACAAGUAUGAUGAUGAUUACUAUGAAGAUGAUGAAGAGGAUGACCCAGAUGCAUUAAAGGACCCUCUGUACCAAAUAGAUCUCCAGGCCUAUCUGACUGACUUCCUCUGCCAGUUUGCACAGCAGCCCUGCUAUGCAAUGUUCUCUGACCACCUCAACGAGAACGAGAAGAGAGUGCUGCAGGCCAUUGGCAUCUAGCCCCCGGCCCGCAGCAGCCCAGGCACAGCUCGCAGCAGGACUUGGGGUUGGGCUUUUUGUGUUGGCUUUCUGUGCUUUUUGGCUUAUUCCACGUUUUAUGACUAAACAUAAAACAUUUUCCAGUGUCUGCCUGCUCAUCCCAGGUGGAUGAUGAUGAUGAUGAUGAUGCAAUUCAUCUUACCACGAGUCUGCUAAGGGAAGGAACACUGAGCAAGCAGCAAGGCCAGGAGGCUGCAGAGCUUUGCACCUUGGGCUCACCCUGGCAGCACUUUCAUUUUCCACAGUUAACUUUCCAGGAAGUUCUUACAGAUAAAAUGUCCUUACUAUUUUUACAAGCUGACUGUCUCUGCCUGUUCAAGAGGCACACAACUGAGUUCCCACAGCACAGCUGGACAGGGACAGGAGCUGGGUCGCUCCCAGGCUGCUCGGCUGCCUCCUGAGCCAGGGGCAGGUCCUUCCUCUUCCUGCUCACCUAACACAGGGUAAACCUCUUGGCCUUUCUACAGAAGCAUUGACUCUUCCCAGAGAUGCCUGGAUGGUGUGGAGCCUGUUUACAGCAGUUUGGAGGGGAAGCUGAGACAAUAAAGCUGGCUGCAGAUCUCCUCCCCUGUGUGGAAGGGGCUUUGUGGCUCACAGCUGCCCAGCCCCAGGGGAGCAGCUCCUUGCUGACGCUUCUGUGUGCUCAUGCUCAGAGGAAGUCACCACUGCAACCUCUGCUCCUGUGGCAUGUGGCAACUAAAGACUUUGGGGUUAUGGAUCACCAGGAGCCACAAUUUUUAGGGGGGUGGGGUGUGGGUGGAAGUCCUGACUGUACUUAACCUAUUUGCUCCAUGACAGCCACUCUGAACUGCUCUGCUUCCUUCACACUCCCACCUGUGUGUUCCCAGAGCGGUAGAACAGCCUCUGGAAGUGGAUCUCCCCCUAAGAGCAGUGUGAUGUAUCUCACACCACCUCUCUGCCUUUGGUUCCCCCUUGGGGAAAGUGGACAUCAAACUCUCCAGUGUACAUUGGUAGCCUUCCUAUAAAACAGAUU
Dryobates pubescens (Downy woodpecker) is the source of this 4155-nucleotide messenger RNA. It is a transcript of the gene IPO9, whose product is annotated as importin 9. The transcript is spliced from 24 exons. Gene Ontology annotation, cellular component: nuclear envelope; cytosol. The record is from RefSeq and is a predicted model, not a curated record. Gene Ontology annotation, biological process: protein import into nucleus. The coding region runs from base 456 to 3122 and encodes 888 amino acids. Lineage: Eukaryota; Metazoa; Chordata; Aves; Piciformes; Picidae.